GUAAUUUUGCAUUUGCCCCAAAUUUUUAGGGCGCGAAAUUAGGUGCGAAAUCGGCUGCCGGUGGAAUCGAAUCGGCUGAGAUCGAGGAAUGAAUUGCGACUCCGUAAGGGAAUUCGUGAAGAGGGAAGUACCCGAUUGGGACGAUGAAGUGGUGGCGACGGCCCGGUUCAAGGCGUUCAGCGGGCAGAGAUCCGACUGGGAGCUCCGAUACCAUUUAUGGAAGGAUUUGAUCCUAAAAGUCGCUCGCCACUUCGGUCUUUUCAUAAUUCGACCUUCCCAGGUGAAGGAGUGGUUUAAUAGAGACGGCUUGACUCCUUUAUGCAUCGAUCAUGUUCUACUCAUAAUGUACAAUGAAGGUGAGAUUGUUCGGGUUAGUGAUCUUGCGGACCCAACUAGCGGGAGGCUCUCCCAGAUUCUGAAGAAAGUACGGCUUUUGAUGUUCCGGCCGUCCACUGCGGAAGAAGCCCUUGAAGAUAAUCUUGUACUCAGUGCUUUGCUCAAAGAUAAAGCGUUAGAAGUAGUUAAGCAUUUAUCAGAGAGCAACUGGACCUCUUCAUGCAUCGCAACGCUCAAGAGGUUUGGGGAGAUAUGUGGAGGGCGAGAUGAAGCAUCUGCUGUAUUGAGCUAUCUGUCGGGAUGUGGGAAAGCACGUUACCUCUGUAAUCGUAAGAAAGAAGUUAUAGAGGGUGUUAAAGUUUCCCUUUCUUCAGAUGCCAUUUCGGGUAUAACAAGCUUAGAUUGUGAUGUCCUGCAUCUGGUUUGGACUACGGAGAAGCUUCAGCAGCAACUUGAUGUGAUUGAUCGGCGAUAUGAGAAGUCGAGAAGUUCAGCAGUUGCUUCUCUGAGAUCUGGAAAUAAGAAAGUCGCUUUGAGGCAUGCAAGGGAGCUAAAGUUGGCAUCAGAGAGUAGAGAAAAAUGUGUCUCACUUCUGAACAGAGUAGAGGAAGUCCUUAAUGCCAUUUCUAAUGCUGAAUCCACCCGAAAGGUUUCUGAAGCAAUCCAAAUCGGAGCUCGAGCAAUGAAGGAAAACAAGAUCAUUGUUGAGGAAGUCGAACACUGUCUGGACGAAAUAGAUGAGAGCAUUGAGUCACAGAAGCAACUUGAAAAGGCUCUAGAAUCAGCAUCCUCUACUAGUUUUGAGGAUGAGGAUGUGGAAGAUGAGUUCAGAAAGUUGGAGCUCAAAAUUGAAAACGAGAAUCUGCAAGUGGAAAGUGGAAGCAAGAGUCCCAUUCAGCAGUCCGAUGCAUCGGAAACUGCUGCAUCUUUAAGCAGUGCAUUGUCAAGUCUGAGGCUUGUAGAUCAAGCAGAUGAAAAUGAAACAGACAAAUCUGAACAAUCAAUAAGGAAGAAUACACCUGAAACUCGUGUGCUCCAAGCCGAAUUUGCUUAGUACUUCCUCAAAUAUGUUUGUAGUUGUAGUUGCCUGUCUCUUGUAGCUAAUUGUAUAUAAUUCGGUAUGGUAUUUGUGUGUUGAUACAAAAGGUAUAGAAAGACAUGAACAGCAAUCUUAUCAUCAACGGAAACCUUUCUUGAGUUACAGUA
This is a messenger RNA of Punica granatum (pomegranate), 1542 nucleotides long. Lineage: Eukaryota; Viridiplantae; Streptophyta; Magnoliopsida; Myrtales; Lythraceae. The record is from RefSeq and is a predicted model, not a curated record.